Molecule: messenger RNA, 906 nt
Organism: Torulaspora delbrueckii
Lineage: Eukaryota; Fungi; Ascomycota; Saccharomycetes; Saccharomycetales; Saccharomycetaceae
Gene: TSR3
Product: ribosome biogenesis protein TSR3
Exons: 1
Coding region: 1-906 (301 amino acids)
Biological process (GO): maturation of SSU-rRNA
Molecular function (GO): rRNA small subunit aminocarboxypropyltransferase activity
Source: RefSeq, a predicted model, not a curated record
AUGUCUAAGGGAAAGAAUAAGAAUCGCGAAGCUAAGAAUGGGCACUCUGGGAAGGGUUCAAAUGGCCAUAGUUCGAGACAGAAUCAUAAACGAAUGGAGAUGAAGCGAGGUACAGAAGACACUAAAUUCCCAGUGAAGCUUGCUAUGUGGGAUUUCGACCACUGUGACCCGAAGAGAUGUAGUGGUAAGAAGCUGGAAAGACUUGGGCUGAUCAAAUCUUUGAGAGUAGGUCAAAAAUUCCAGGGCAUCGUGGUUUCCCCCAACGGUAGUGGUGUUGUUUGCCCUGAUGACAAAAGCAUAGUAGAGGAGCACGGUGCUUCUGUAGUGGAAUGUUCAUGGGCUAGACUAGAUGAAGUUCCAUUUAACAAGAUCGGAGGUAAGCAUGAGAGACUUUUGCCGUAUCUUGUUGCUGCUAACCAGGUGAACUAUGGUAGGCCAUGGAAGUUAAAUUGCGUAGAAGCAUUGGCUGCAUGUUUUGCAAUAGUGGGAAGGAUGGAUUGGGCGUCCGAGCUACUUUCUCACUUUUCCUGGGGGUUGGGAUUUUUAGAAUUAAAUCAAGAGCUAUUAGAGAUAUACCAGCAGUGUACAGACGCAGAUUCCGUCAAGGCAGCAGAGUCUGCAUGGCUUGUUAAGAUUCAGAAAGAGGUAGAAGAGCGUAAAUCACAGGCAAAGGACGAAGACAUCUGGAUGACCGGUAACGUCAACAGAAAAGGCACAACCUUCUUGGAUGACAAUGAAGAGGAAGAAUCUUCAGAAGUAGAAGAAUCAGAUGAAGAAGAAGAUAAUGGUAAGACAUUGAGAUAUGAUAGACUAGGAAACCUGAUAGAGUCAGACUCCGGAGAUGAAGAGAGCUCAGAGGAAGAAUUAGAAGAGGCAGGAGGAUCAGUGGAGAAGGUUUAUAUCUAG